AUGGACAACGCCGCCAAAAAGCGUAGAGUUCCCCACUCGGAGGAGGUGAUUAAACGUUGCUUGGAUGCAAUCAGCAAUGGAACGGCAAUUAAAACAGCUUGUCGACUGCACGGCAUUCCCAGGUCCACUAUCAAGUUCCGGUUGAGCAAACACUAUAAACAUCAACCGCGACCUGGACCAGCACCGGCACUAAACCAAGCGGACGAACUUGAGCUUCCGGAGAGUGUCACGAAAGCUAGUGCGAACGUAACCGAGUCCGACAUUAGAAAGUGGUUUAAAGAGGUUUUAGGAAUUCUUCACGAAGAGAAGGUAGCCGACAUUCUUUCCGAUCCAAGAAGAAUUCUUAACGGCGACGAAGCCUGCUUCUACUUGGAUCCGAUGAUCAACAAAGUGAUUGCUAGGAGAGGUGAGCGAAACGUGUAUAAAGUUGAUCAGGGACCGGCGAAGAAAAAUAUCACGGUGAUGUUUACUUGCUCUGCUGAUGGUGUAAUGUUUCCCCCAAUGAUAGUGUUGCCGUACAAAAAAAUUCCUAUGGAAGUUACGAAGAGCGUGCCCGCUGAAUGGGGAUUGGGCAAGACGGACAACGGAUGGAUGAAUAAAGAAUGUUUCUUAAAGUACAUCAAACAUAUCUUGCAUCCUCAGCUAGUUAAGGCAAACUUGCUUCCGGUUAUUUAUUUUGUUGAUGGACACUCUUCGCACACACCAUGGGAAACAGCAGAAGAAUGCAGUAAACUUGGCAUUAUCCUUAUCUGCUUGUAUGCAAACUGCACAAGGAUUUUACAACCUUUGGACGUUGCAGUUUUCAAACCACUGAAAACGGCAUGGCUAAAAGUGACAGAUGACUGGAAAAUCAGCAAUCCAAAUCAACACGUAAAAACGGAAAAUUUUUCGUGCCUUCUGGAAAAGGCGAUGGAAUCGAUCGAUGAUCGCAUUAUUGGAAAUGGGUUUAAAGCAUGCGGAUUAUUUCCAUUCGAUGAAAAUAGCGUCGAUUACUCCAAAUGUCUCGCUCGCAACAGUUCCAAUAUAGAUCAGAAUAAUCCACAACACGGAAACUGCCAUGAAAUGAAUGUUAGCGCUGUAAGUAGUUCGAAAACUUUCCCAGUAAGUCAUGCUGAUGCGCAAGAAGUACUUGAUAUGAUGGGUCGGUCCCGGCGCAUCCGAUACCGCGAGGGAAAUGAUAUGUAUUCUAUGUCAGAGGAAGACCAGAUUCUUGCGAAAGUUUACAAUAUCUUCAAACCAAUGGAUGUCGUCGAAAAUCAAACGAUUGAGGAACAUUUUAUUGAAGACCAAAGCAUGACCGAAGAAAGGACUUCUGAAAUGCACGUUGAAGAAGAUUUUCAAUUCGAGUUUGUUAAAAUCGACGAAUUAUGUGUUGACAAUCUAAGCGGUACAUCACAGCAAAGUAAUGGUAAGAGUGAGCUUGCCAAAUUCCUGGAAUCGCCUGAAACACCCAAACGAACAGGAACAUUACGAUUCAAGCGACGUAGUCCUGCCGUUUUAACAUCGCGCCGUAGACUUGAAUACCACAAGGCGAAAGCUGAAGAAAAAAGGAAAGUAGAAGAAGAGAAGCAAAGAAAAGCUGAACUUAGAAAGAAGAACAAGAAACCACCUCGUAAGCAUAUUAAUUAA
Molecule: messenger RNA, 1629 nt
Organism: Topomyia yanbarensis
Lineage: Eukaryota; Metazoa; Arthropoda; Insecta; Diptera; Culicidae
Exons: 2
Coding region: 1-1629 (542 amino acids)
Cellular component (GO): nucleus
Molecular function (GO): DNA binding
Source: RefSeq, a predicted model, not a curated record